This is a messenger RNA of Symsagittifera roscoffensis, 4637 nucleotides long. RefSeq lists its product as uncharacterized. Gene Ontology annotation, biological process: chromatin remodeling. The coding region runs from base 33 to 4412 and encodes 1459 amino acids. The transcript is spliced from 13 exons. The record is from RefSeq and is a predicted model, not a curated record. Gene Ontology annotation, molecular function: protein binding. Lineage: Eukaryota; Metazoa; Xenacoelomorpha; Acoela; Convolutidae. Gene Ontology annotation, cellular component: CERF complex.
UGAUAUGUGAUUACAGUCUGCGGCCUGAUGGUAUGUUUCACGAUAGUUCAGAGGUCAAAUUUGAGGGCAAGUCCCCGCCGCCGCCCCCUGCUGGCGAGGAUCAGGAAGAAGCGAAAAAAGAUCGCACCCCAGCUACGCCUUUAACUCUAGAUGAAGUUCGAUCGUGGUGGGAAGUAGCUUCUAUCGUCCACUUUUCCUCUGUAUUUCGACCUGCUUUUGAGCUGCCCGAAUUUGAAUUUGAUGAGUUCGAGGAUGAAUUGAUGCGUGACAAACCAGGAGAGGAGAACUUAUUUCUGUCUUACUUGACUAUCGACCUUCUGAAAGGCUGCCUCGGACUUCAAGAAAUUACGUUUAUGAAUUUCAACGAUCACCUGAAAAACUUCAUUGCCUACCAAACAAGCUCAGAUGACAAUUUGUCGAGUUACUUUGACGAAGGACGUUGCUUCAGCGAUCUUUCCGCAUACGAUAAAGUGUGUCUAAUAAAUCGCAUUUGUGAUUACCGCCUCACCACGUUGGAUGCUGCAGAGAAAACUGCUGAUGUUGACGCGGAGUCACUGAGGAUCGAACCGUUGGGCACUGACUCUAAAGGAACCACUUUUUGGUACUUUUACGGAAGCAGACUGUACGCGGAAGCAGCCCCAAUAGAGAAACCCCCUCAUCUGGCCCUGAAACCCCCGUCUACGCCAGUGAAGAAGUCGAAGAAGAAAAAGAAUAAGAAGAAAGAAGAAGUUAAGGAAGAGGCAGAGAUAGACGAUGCUUUUACUGAUUGGAGUGUUCCGUGCAACAACGAAGUGUUCGGUGAGUGGCGUCUGGUAGCCAGUUCUCUCUCCGAGUGGGAGUCGUUAGCCGAGACUUACAGAGACUCGAAGAGAAGCAGAGACCAGGAACUGUUCAGCGUCAUCAACGAGAACUUCCUUCCCAUUCUGCCUAGUGUAAUUGAGGCGGAGGAGAAGAGUCGUGUGCGCCGAGUGCAUGAAAUGGAGAGCACGAGACAGAGCAGGCGACUGGAGGAAAAGAGGAAGGAAAAGGAGCUUCAAAAAAUGGAAGAAGAGGAAGCGAGACGUGCGGAAGAGCAGGAGAAGCGCGAGGCACUGAAAGUGUUGGCGAGAGAGGAGGAACAGCGAAAGGCUGAAUUGGCCAAUCAGGAGAGACUGCAGCGAGAGGAGGCCAAGGCUGUGCUAAGAGACGAACGGCAGAAGCGAGUGGCCAUGCGAGAGGAAAGAAUCGCUCUCAUUCGAGAGGGGAAGCCACUCCCCCCUUACCUCAUGGGCACUUCCUGUGACUCACCGGCUACCAGUCCAGCACACAGCAGCUUCGAAGACAGUUUGCCUAACGGGGCUCAAUCAGAAGGGAAAAAUGGCCGCGUGGAUGAGGCAUUGAACUCCAGUUUCUCAUCUGGGGCUUCGAAGUGGAGGGGGAGAAAAAGAGGCAAUCAGUGUGAAUUGAGUGGAAGUAGUGCAGACGAAGAUUCGCUAGAUGAAGACGAAGUCACGACUGGAAUCUUGAAAGUGUUGUCUGAGAUUGAAUCUCAUCAGGACUCUCACGUGUUCUUGGAUCCUGUGACAGACGAAAUCGCACCUGGUUAUUCUUCCGUCAUAAAGAACCCAAUCUGCCUACAAGACAUGUACAAGAAGCUUCGCUACAGCAACUACCAUUCUAUCAAUGCAUUUGUUCAAGACGGCCUGCGGAUGUUCGAAAACUGCUGGCAGUACAAUGGAAGGAACUCCGAAUUCGGAAAAAUUGCCAUCAACGUUAGCAAAGUUUUCGCCAAUGGUUGCAGGAAACAUUUGGGAGUCGAAUGUUUCUUCAGUCAUGGCAAAAGACGCAUGAAAGGUAAGGGGAAGAAAGGUAAAGAUGUAUCCGACAUAAAUCCGGAUUUGGUGCGAUUAGUCGAAGAGGUCUCUAAACCGAAAAAGCCGAAGACAGCGUCAAUAGAUACGAAGCAAGAAGAAGAAGGCGUGAAAAGCGAAGUAGAGUCGCAGAGGAUCCCGACUUAUUCCAGUGGGUAUGAGUCUGGAAGUAAGAACAGCGACAAAGAUCAAAGCGCAAGGGCAAUUAAAAGGUACAUUUGGAAUCAGAAAUUCGAACUACGCAACCAGCCAUUAACUCCCGAUAGGCGGAAACAGAAUUUGUCUUCUAAAUUGGCGGUGAACAGAAAUAUCUCGUCAUCACCGUCUGCGGCUUCGGAGGAAGUAAAAAUGGCUCUGAAUGGGACUCCGGGUUACCGAUCGGGUUCAAUUGGUAGACUUCCAAACUACAAGAGGGAAGUUCGACUACCCUCUAUGUAUCUGAACAAGCAAAGCAGUUUUAGAGGAUACCCGCCAAAAGCGCAAUCAACUCCAAGCCGUUACGGAGAAUCUCGACCACCGGAAACAGUCAUAAUAGAAGAUACUGACAACGAUGCAAAGAAUCAGGAGGUCAAUAGAAGAACAAGUCGAGAAAAUAACAAAACGAUAGAUCAUCAGCCUGAUUUGAAGCAUUUAGGAAAUAACUCAUCUGUGAUAAAUCAGCCUGAAAAACAGCAGAGUGGAGAUAGUUUCGCUAGUAAUAAAACAGUAGUUGUGCAAUACUCGAACUUGAAAGCGGAUGAUAACUUCGGUAAUGCUUCUUACAAUAGAUACAAUGAUAGUAAACAGUUUGCUAGGAAUUCGACAGGAUUGCAGCUGGGUUUUAAUGGUUCGCCUAGUCAUCAAAAUUUUACUUCCUCGCAGCAUAUUAUCGCCAAGCAAAGCAAAGGCGAAGAACUGACCGUCAGACUUCAGCAACAUACACAGGAAACUGUGAAUAAUUUUCUAAGAGUGACUAACAAUGCGGCAAAUAAUUCUGUAAAGUUAAAUCCAGCUCGCGUGGACUUACCAACAGGGCAAAAAAGUCCAUCGUUUGCGCCUAAAGAGUUACAAUUUAACGUCAUUACGAAUCCUGGAAUAUCAAUCAAAAGACCUGUUCCAGUAUCGUUUAGUAAUUCUAACAAUGGUAACCAAAGUCAGAUGUCAGGAUCUAAUCUAAAUGCUUCGCAGUUUGGACCAACUUAUGUUGCCAGAGAGGAAACGGUUGUUGACCAAUCAAAUUUAAGGGCACAAUUGGCCAAUCAGAACAGAUCUCAGACAGUUUACGUCAGUCAAGACGGUAAAGUCAAUGCAACCCAUCCAGUUAUAAGUGCAAUACCGGUUAAGUUCAUAACCAAUCCACCGACUGGCGGUCAUAAUGGAACUUUCGCUCUGAUUAAAAACCCUUCUGGAAAUGGGCAGAUCAAAACAUUUCAGCCAUUGCCUGCAAAUAAACAGCCUGUAAGUGUGCAGAACUUCAUAAAUGCAAAUACUAGUCCGGGAGCCCGGGGUUCGAAUCCAGUCAGUUUUCAGUUUUCGCCGUUUAGUGGAAAGUCAAAUUUCAAUGAAGAAAUAUCGAACGUGAACGUAAAUAACCAGAACUCACCAGUUAAUAAGGUGCAAACGAACAUUGGGAUCAAUACAAACGAGCUGCAACCUAAACCUCUUUUGAAGUUUACUCUUCCUCAAAACGCCGCAGCAUUAGCUGGUAAGAAGUUAGCCUUUGCACCAAUCAAUCCAACGAACAAUCCUUCGGCUGCAAGUAACAUUUCAGUGGGUACUGUAAAACAGAUGAAUAUCAUUAACCCGACUUAUUACAAUAUCACACUGAACCCGACUCUAUCCAAUGCAAUUCCAAGUAGCAAUACCUCUGUAGUUUCUUCUCAAUCAUUAAUCUCUUAUGAACCAAAUCAUUCUCAACCGGCCCGUAAUACCAAUACUCGAAUUCAGCAUGUUUCAAGUCAGAAUUUGGGGUUCACUGGAGCCCCUUCGAAACAAUCUGUGAUGUCGCAAAUUAGUCCUGGUCAUAAAAAUCAGUUCGCAAACACAAUUCUUGAAAGCACGAACGCGCAAAAUGCCGCUCAACGAGAUCCCUUGCUAAAUAGUACUCAUAGUGAGGUUCAUUUCACAACCACGGUUCCUCGAAAUGCGACGACGCAAAAUUCUCUUCAACAAGGGCCACUGAAGUUUAAUGGUCAGAUAAUGACGGCAACGCAAAAUUCAGUACAGAGCUCAAAUACUCCAAUGACCAUUCGAACUCCGAGCGGAGCUCAAUUAAUAUUCAAUCCUCUGACUAAAAAGGCUCAACAGGCUGUGAAUAAUACAGCUCCAAGGCUACCGUUGUCAUCACCGCAGGCAACAAUGCAAGCGACAUCUUGUCAGAAAGUUUCAGAUGCAACGAGGCCAGUUGCAACGAUGCAAACAAGAGUGUUGACUCACCAAAUUUCGUCAACAAGCCAGGAAACGGCGAAGAAUUCCAAAGCAAUUUCAACCAAUCAACACCUUCCUCUCUCGGGAAAGCCGACAACGGCAAAAUUGAUCACAAUUCCACUUGAUUAUAAUUUUGCAAAUCAAACCCAAAAGUAGAUGAAUUGCUUAAUGCGUUUCUCAUUCAGUGUUUUUUUUUGCAAUUUGACAGAUUGGUUCUUCGUUUAAAAAGAUAGUAAUUUAAAUUUCAUGUCACAAAUUUAUAAACAUUCUUUGUAAGAAAAAUCCGUUUAUACUUUAGUUCGGCUUGGGAAAGUACCUAUGCAAUAAGCCUGUCGCGGGGCAUUUCAAAGUCAAAUUUUACUAACCAUACCUAUUAUAGCA